AUGCACCAAAUUUGCAGUAGUAUGUUUAUGAACAAUGAGUGGCUUAAAUUGUUUCAAAUGCCCUAUGAACUUCAGUAUCAAUUCGAUCGUCCCAUAACAGACAUCCGACAAUAUGGUGCAUCUUUUUAUUUAAAUUUGAAAUCGUUGUGCAUCUUGGCCAACACUACCAUUCAAGAAUAUCAGAAUCAAUUUUAUGACCAACAAUUGAUUUCAUCUGAUCUGAUGAAUCGUAUCGAAUUUGAAUUUAAGUUCAAUAAAACAAUUGAUAAGCUCCGACGAACAAUUUCAGUUGAUGUUAUUAGAAUGCUCGAAGUGACACGUGGUAUCAUGCAUGGAAAUCAAUAUGUGAGUGCUUACUUUACGAAUUGGCAAUAUCAAAUUCGAUCAGAUUACAGAAUGCCUUUGUAUCCCAUACCGUCACGACCAGUAUUACAUGGAGUUGAUUGCUCAUGUGCUCAAUCUUCCCAAUGCUUUGAGAACGCAUUUUUCACAGAUUGGUAUACAGAUGAGAUAUUUUUUGUACCAGGAAUGUUAAUUGGAUAAAUUGAUCCACGUUUACAAACGAAAGCUUUUGCUGACAUUACUAACAUUAGUUUUUUUCAAAACGAAGAUGAAGUAUUGAUUAUGCUUGGUGCAUUGUUUCGAAUUGAAAAAGUAAAUGAAGAUAAAAAGGAAAGAAUAUCGGUGGCUCAUCUAUCGUUAGCAGGCGAAGAUGAUUUUCAUUUGAAAGAAACAUUUUCUUACGUGAAAAACACAAUUGGUGACAAUACUGAUUUGGAUUCUCUCGGGAAAAUUCUAUUCGAGAUGGGUGAAUAUGAACAAGCACACAAAUGCUAUAGAAGAAUGUUGAAUGAGGCUCAGCUUGCUAGUGGAAACGCAGAAUUAGGUUUAGGUAAAGUCUGUGCUCUGUGGAAGAAAACUGACGAAAGUCUUGAGCAUUUGGAAGAAGCAUUACAUAUAAAACAACAUCUUUUGGGACAAGAUCAUGUAGAUAUUGGAGAGUGUUAUACUUGGAUUGGAGCGAUACACUGGAACGUGCGAGAAGAUUAUGAACAGGCAUUGUCCAAUCUUAAAAAAGCCGUUAAAAUCCAAGAAGCAACACUUCCAUCUGAUUCUCUUGUUCUCGCUAAGACUUAUCAUCAGAUAGCAGCCACAUACUACUGCUUGGGACAGAAUGAUUGUAGUCUAUAUUAUUAUAGCAAAACUCUCAAGAUCCGAGAAGCUGUCUUACCUUGUAAUCACCCAGAGAUUGCUGGAACGUACAAUAAUCUAGGAAGAUUAUACGAAAGUAAAGAAAAUUAUUCAAGAGCACUAGAAUACUAUAGACAAGCGAUGGAUAUUUGGCGCAAAAUUUUACCACCUACUCAUGACAAUGUUAUUAUGAUCGAAAAGAAUAUUAUUAGACUGAAAGAGAAAAUGAAAAAAUAG
Molecule: messenger RNA, 1428 nt
Organism: Rotaria sp. Silwood2
Lineage: Eukaryota; Metazoa; Rotifera; Eurotatoria; Philodinida; Philodinidae
Source: the annotation of a GenBank genome assembly